UGCGCGAUAAAAACAUUCGCAGGGUUUUUGUUUUGUAGCCUUGAGCUGGAUUAAAAUAACGAUUUUUACAAAUCAUGAUCGAUUUGCGCGAUUUACGUCCAGGAUAUUGUAUGCACGUACGAGCCUGCAUGAGUGUGUCUGCUAGCAGACAGGUGUUAUGAUUUCACAUCUCGCGCAAUAGAUACUCGUCGCGUGAAAAGUUAUGUGAUUUCAUUUCAGCAUGGCAGGGACGAGUAACAUCGACGAGGAUGUGUCGAGUCUUGGUGUCGAUGCAAUGGGAAGUACGUUAAACGACGAGUUUCCAAAUGAUUUGGGCGAGAUAGUGUCUAUCAAAACAGAAGAUAGUAUUUUGCAAGAGGUGUCGGAACAUAUCAAAUGCACUACAAAGUUGAACAAUCAAAUUGACAUACAAGAGGAUGAUGUCGAACUGAAUGUUGAAGUUGAUAGCGGAAAGGAUCACAGGGCAGAGUUGCAAAAGCAGGUCGAAAUUGGAGAAAUUACUCCAUUUGAAGCAGUAUUUAAACAGUCGACAUUGGAACAAAAAGAAGGAACUGCCACUAAAGGGUCUCAAUUAUUGGACCUUGAGAAGUAUUUUAAACAACAAGCUGCUCUUGCUGAACAAAAGAGGAAAUUAAAGAAAGUAUCUAAGACAUCUUCGGACAAAGAUCACUCAGUGCCAGUUAAAAAAGCAAAAUUAUCCAGUACUGAUCUAAAAACAAAUAAAAAAUGUCAAAAGUCUAAAGUUGAGAAUGACAAAGAUAACUCUCUGCAAAGUACAGCAGACAAUGCAGAUUUAAAUGUAGCAAAUGAUAUUUCUGAUAAAAGUUCAGGAAGCGAAUAUGUUCCUAGUGAUAAUGAAAUAGAUUCCGAUAUGGAAAGUAAGGCAUCAUCUAAAAAGAAAAAAGCUUUAGUUAAAUCAGGAUACAUCCGCCCGAAAAGAACUCGAGAUGAUGGAGAUAAUCGACUAUUCAAGCAGAGAGUAGAAACAAACACCUAUCCCAAAGAUGAAGCAAUGCACAAAAUUGAUACUAUCUUUAAAGUGCCGCAAUGUAUUUGGGAAAAGUUAUACAGGUAUCAAAAGGUCGCAGUUAAGUGGCUUUGGGAAUUACACGGUCGUAAAUUAGGUGGCUUGUUGGGCGACGAAAUGGGAUUAGGAAAAACUGUGGAAGUUAUUGCGUUUCUCGUGGGUUUGGAUUGCAGCGAAUUGCUCUCUCAUAACGGAAGAUACAGAGGAUUAGGCCCGACUAUAGUUGUGUGUCCCGCUACUUUAAUGGAACAAUGGGUGAAGCAUCUUCACGACUGGUGGCCCUUCUUCAGAGUUGUUGUGCUUCAUCAUUCUAGUAGUUACAACGGUGAUCCAGAAAGUUUGAUAGAAUCACUACAAACUGGUGGAAUUCUUAUUACUUCUUACAAUGGAGUCCUCAGACACAAAGAUUUGCUUGUGUCUAGUCAAUGGCAUUAUGUUAUUCUAGAUGAAGGUCACAAGAUUCGUAAUUCGCAAGCGAAGAUAAGCCGAGCGGUGAAGCGAUUCUCGACACCACAUCGAUUGCUGCUGAGUGGUAGUCCAAUGCAAAAUUCCCUGAAAGAAUUAUGGUCCUUGUUCGAUUUUAUUUUACCUGGCAAACUCGGUACCCUGCCUGUAUUUCUGGAACAUUGCGCAGCUCCCAUAACGCGAGGCGGUUAUGCGAACGCCACACCGUUGCAGGAAGCAACUGCCCUCCAAGUAGCCACUAUGUUGAAGAACACUAUCACGCCGUACAUGCUUCGAAGAACAAAGACCGAUGUAAAGCAUCAUCUCACUCUACCACAGAAAAAUGAGCAGGUAUUAUUCUGCAGUUUAACGGAUGAGCAGAAGAAAUUAUAUAAAAAAUAUCUGUGCUCCGAUGAUGUGUCUUUUAUUCUUCACGAGAGAAAUACUUAUCACGACACUGGAAGAUAUAGAGCAAGAUUUCUCAUUGCCUUGUCAGCAUUAAGAAAGAUAUGCAAUCAUCCAGACUUAUUUUUGUAUACUAGAGAACAAGAUUCUGAUGAAGAUAUCGAUUUGUCCGAAGAAAAUUUAGAGAAGUUUGGUUAUUGGAAACGUUCUGGAAAAAUGACAGUGGUUCGAUCUCUUUUGAAAAUCUGGCAGAAGCAAGGACACAGGGUGCUACUUUUUACUCAAGGAAGACAGAUGAUACAUAUUUUGGAGUCUCUUUUGCAACGCGAGGGAUAUACUUAUUUGAGAAUGGAUGGAACAACAGCGAUGUCUCAACGACAGCAGACGAUUCACAAAUUUAACAAUGACACGUCGCAUUUCGUGUUCCUGCUGACGACGCGCGUAGGAGGUCUGGGAGUGAAUUUGACUGGGGCGAAUCGAGUGAUCAUUUACGAUCCUGAUUGGAAUCCAGCCACGGAUGCUCAAGCGAGGGAACGCGCAUGGAGAAUAGGCCAGAAUAAACAAGUCACUGUCUACAGGUUAAUUACCGCUGGUACGAUCGAGGAAAAGAUAUAUCACAGACAGAUCUUUAAGUUACUGCUUUCGAACAAAGUUCUUGACGAACCAAAUCAACGUCGUCUAUUCAAAACGACAGAUCUGGUGGAGUUGUUCAAUCUGAAUGUGCCGAUGGACGGUGAGUUUUCCGAAUCGGAUCGCUUAUUUAAAGAAUCUAAGUUGACACCCAGUGGCUUUUCUCUUAGUAAGAUCGAACAAAUGAAAAAGUUAGCGUCAGUUCUCAGUAAGAAGAUAAGCGCUAAUGUAAAAUUGACGAGCGAUAAAAGUGAAAAUGUAGAAAACAGCACUUGCGAAGAAAAACGCGAUGAACAAAAUGACAAUUCAGGAUGCGUCGAAACUUUCAAUACAGAAAACAAUUUGUCUGUCGACCAAAAUUUACCCUCCGAUCAAAACAAUACACAAGAAUCUUCGAGCAAAUGUAAUAAAGAUUUCAAUACGAAUUCUGAUGCAGACAUUGAAAAAAACAGCAAUGUAGAAAAUGAAAAUACAUUUAAGAAUAAUUGCAAACAGGAUGUAAUUCCAGUGAGAGCUCUGAAUAACAAUUCAGUGGAAAAGGAGAGUAAAGAGUUUGUUUUAAAUAACGAUAACGUCACGAUAUCGUCUACUAAAAAACGUAAGAAACAUAAAAAAGAUUCACAUUCGGACAGGAAUGUUUCCGCGAUGUUUGAAGGAGAACGCGUGUCUUGCUUGAUCGGUCGUCGUUUAGGACGUUCCAAUGAGAGAGAAGAAUCAAUUUCGACCAUGGACGACGAUUAUGUAUUGAGAAAGCUAUUCGCCAAAUCAACUGUUAGUUCAGCGUUCCAACACGAAGCAGUAUUAUCAAAUGCGCGUCUUAAUAGCGACAGCGAGAGUACAAUGCAACGUUUUGCACGUGAAUCGGCGCAAGAAAGCAUGGAUUUCGUUCAUCAAUCAGGAAAAUAUUGUUGGAGACCAGCAUAAGAAACAAACGAUAUAGUUUGUGGCAGUCUUGUACAUUUUUUUUUACAUAAAUUUUAUACACCUAUAAGAUAGUAUUUUCAUAAUUCAAGUAAAAAAGAUGUGCUGUGAGAAAAUCAUAAUUACAUCAUUUAAAAUAAAAUUUGUAAUUAUC
Molecule: messenger RNA, 3581 nt
Organism: Solenopsis invicta (red fire ant)
Lineage: Eukaryota; Metazoa; Arthropoda; Insecta; Hymenoptera; Formicidae
Product: DNA excision repair protein ERCC-6
Exons: 15
Coding region: 221-3430 (1069 amino acids)
Biological process (GO): transcription-coupled nucleotide-excision repair
Cellular component (GO): nucleus
Molecular function (GO): ATP-dependent chromatin remodeler activity; ATP binding
Source: RefSeq, a predicted model, not a curated record